AUGAUAAAUUUAAAAAAAAAUUCUGAUUCUGAGAUUGAAUCCCUCAUUGAAUCUAUGUUGCGAUUAAUGGAAUACAUGAACUUUAAUCCAAGUUUUAAAAGAAAAAUGUUUGAAUCUUUUAAUAAUGAAGAUUUGAAAAAAAUUUAGAAAAAUUUGAAUGAUAUAAGAAUAUUACUCUUAGAAAGAUUUCAUGUUUAUUUUUGUGUUGUAUUUUAUAAAAUGACUAGAAUUGUGAAAGCUUCUUAAAAUUAUCUGAUUUAAUACCAAUCAAUUCUAAAAUUACUUUAAAUGAUAUUCCAGAAAAGAUUUCGAAAUACGUUUCAUAGGAUACUAUAAUCGAAAUAUGCAUAAUUUUAAGAAAACUCUUUAUGUUGGUAUUAUGCUUAUUAAAUGGCAAAAGAAUAGUCAACUUAAUUAUAAUUUUUUUUUUUGAAUUAUUAAGAUAUCAGAAAAUCGAUCAAUGAAUUUAUUGAUCCAUUAGAUUCUAUUAUUGGGAUAGUUUAUGAAAAAUAGAGGAUAUAUAAAACUAUAACUCCAAGUAGUGAUAUCUCAAUAAGAGAUAAAAGAAAUUAAAUGUAAAAAUUAAGUGUAUCCCCUAUUCCACAAACAUUAAUGUUUCUUAAGAAAAAUAUUAAAAACGCUAUGUAAUUUAAAAAGGUUUGCAAUUUAAUUAAUAAAAUAUAAGAUCAUUGUUCUGAAAGAAAGCCUAUUAAUUAUGAUAUUUUGAGAAAUAAAAUAUUGGAAUAACAAAACACUCGAAAUAUGAUAGUUAAUUCUAAACCUAAUAAGGAAAUUUAAUCUAUUGUACAAGUAUGGAGUUGA
This is a messenger RNA of Paramecium sonneborni, 822 nucleotides long. The record is from the annotation of a GenBank genome assembly. NCBI's taxonomy places the organism in Eukaryota, Ciliophora, Oligohymenophorea, Peniculida, Parameciidae.